Drosophila miranda is the source of this 1643-nucleotide messenger RNA. RefSeq names its product AH receptor-interacting protein. Gene Ontology annotation, molecular function: peptidyl-prolyl cis-trans isomerase activity; protein binding. NCBI's taxonomy places the organism in Eukaryota, Metazoa, Arthropoda, Insecta, Diptera, Drosophilidae. Bases 208 to 1170 code for a protein of 320 amino acids. The transcript is spliced from 3 exons. The record is from RefSeq and is a predicted model, not a curated record.
UUAUCGUUGAUCGAUAACUUCGCUGCUGGUCAGCUGGCAACGCUCUUCUUGUUUUGGUCGUCAGUUCUAGAAAAUUUGCAUUUAUUUUCGAACUGGACAACAAUAAGACGUUGUUUACGGACACACACUCAGUGAAGACGGAGAGAGCAGUGCGGACACUUGUGCUACUUAAUCGGAAACCACACAUUCACUGAAAACCACAUCGCAAUGGAGCACAAGAAGAAUGUCGAGAACAAGCCCAUCCGCAAGGAGAUUAUUAAUCCGGGAAACGCUUACAUUGAGCUUACGCCUGGAACACGGGUGAAGUUCCACUUCCAGACGCGCACAGCCCAUGAUGCACGGAUUGUGGAUGACAGCAGGAAGAUGGACAAACCGAUGGAACUGGUCCUAGGCAAGAAAUUCAAACUGGAGGUCUGGGAAGUGAUUGUACAGCAGAUGUCCCUCAACGAGGUGGCCAAAUUUACGGUCCACAAGUCGCUAUGUCCCCAGUAUCCUUUCAUAUCAAAGACAUUGCGGGACAUUGGAAAGAAGCCCGAGGAACGACGUCGCUGCUGUGGCAUGACACUGCAAAACGAGGGCAUUGGCUAUCCCGAUUUGGAUGCCUUGUUGCAGCAUCCUGUGGACCUGGAGUUCAUCAUAGAACUGAUCUCGAUUGAGCUGCCCGAACAGUACGAAAAAGAGCGCUGGCAAAUGUCCGACGACGAGAAAAUGCUGGCCACCAACACACUGAGGGAGCGGGGCAAUGGUUUCUACAAAUCAAAUCGGUAUACCGAUGCAGAGACCUGCUAUCGCGAGGCCGUCGGCAUUGUCGAGCAGCUCAUGCUCAAGGAGAAGCCACACGAUGGUGAAUGGAAGGAGCUGGCGGCCGUCAAGACACCAUUGCUGCUCAACUAUGCCCAGUGUCGUCUCAUUGCUGGUGACUUUUAUGCCGUCAUCGAGCACUGCAACGAGGUUCUGAAUCUGGAUCCACGCAAUGUGAAGGCACUGUUCAGGAGGGCCAAGGCACAUGCUGGUGCCUGGAAUCCGAUGCAGGCACGUCGAGAUUUCAUUGACGCACUGGCUCUGGAUAGCAGCCUCAAGUCGACGGUGGCCAAGGAGCUGAAAUCGAUUGAAGAACAGCAGCAGGCACGCAACGUUCAGGAUCGGAUUCACAUGCAGAAGCUCUUCUAGAAUAUAAGUUGUGCGAACCUCCUGCUAAUGCUCCUGGUCUAUUGGAGCAACUAUGAGACCUGUUGCUAACAGUUAGCCGAACCCUCAAUUUUCACCAUCCUAGGACGCAGCCUAUUUGUACCUUUAUUCUCGCUGGCCAACCUGUUGCUCAGCUGCUGGGUCCUCUACAAGUCGAUGCGGACGAUGAGGCAGAGACGUAUACGGGCGAUAUGGUGAGACAGAGAGAGAGAGAGUGUUCAUUGCAUUUCGGAAAAGUUUAGGUUUCUCCGCACAAAGCCAUUCAUUCAUUCACUCUGGACUUUAAAUUAAGUAAAAAGAUCGCUGAAGCCUAAAGCCUAAGGCCUCCUCCUCUAAAAAAGUAAUUAGCAAAGAGUUGGACUAUGUUUAUGAUUAUUAUAUGUGUCUGUGUAUAUUACAAAUAGUUUAUAAGUUGUUGCUCUUCGUAGCGUUUACCAAAAUGAAAAUGAAAAAAA